CAUGUCGACUUCAAUUUACUUUAAUUCUUGUAAACUUAUUUCAUGUUUUGACAGUGAAAAAUGGACAAAGAACCGCGCCUGACUCUGCUCCUGCUGCUGCUUCUCUGUCACAAUGGCAACACAGAGUCACAAUACUCUUGUCCAUACAGAUGCCAGUGUUUCACUCCGGUCCAAGUACUGUGUGCUGAUGAACGGAUGACAUCCUUACCCAGUAACAUGUCCAAGCAGGUCAAGGACUUUAUCAUAAUGACAUCAGCCGUGGCGUACCUGUUCCCGCAUACCUUAGAGGAGAGCCCCCAGCUCAACAAGCUUAUCUUUUUAAACAAUGCCCUGCGAAGCAUUCACGCUCAGGCUUUUGAGCCUCUGACUGAGCUGCAGGAGCUGGAGAUCAGUGGGAACCCCUGGCUGGAGCACUUAUUUGUGGGGACAUUUUCGAAGCAGGGAAACCUGACGAAACUGCUGCUCAACUACAACAGGUUUGAAACCAUGCUUCAUGGCAUGUUUGACUCCCUUAAAAAUCUACAGACUCUGCAGAUGAAGGGCAACAUCCUAUCAAAUUUGCCCACAUUUCUUUUCCUGAACCUGCACAAUCUGCGCAUCCUGGAUUUGUCCCAAAAUAAGCUUGAAGAGGUGAAAAGAGAGACUUUUUCUGGUCUGGUUAGACUGGAGAUCCUGAAAAUUAACAACAACCUCAUAAGCAAUAUUUCGUCAAACACAUUCGACAACAUUUCUCAGCUGAUAGAGCUUAACUUGGAGGGGAACAAGAUAUCAGAACUUGCUGACAAUAUCUUCUCUGUGUUAACCAAACUGAGGGUGCUGAACCUCCGUGGAAACCUUCUUACAACCUUCAGCGAUAAAGUGUUUGGAUUCGAGGCUUCAAAUUUAAAGGAGCUGAACCUGAAAGGCAACAGGCUGACACAGCUGUCCUCUCUAAGCAGUUUGACGUCUCUUACUGACCUUAUCUUGUCCUCCAAUGAGCUCACAAACCUUCCUGAGGACAUUUUCACAAAUGUUACAGCCCUGGAGAAUCUGGACCUCUCUGAAAACCAGCUCACCUCGCUGCCAGAAAUGAUCUUCAUUGAUCUCCUUGGCAUCAAGGCGAUCCACCUCCAAAAGAACAACCUGAGCAAGCUGGACGCCAAACUGUUUGAGGACCAGAUGCUCAUUCAGCAGCUCUACCUGUCUGACAACCAGCUGGAGAGUCUCCCACUGGGCCUCUUGGACCCGUUUGUCCUCCAGAGCACAGUGAGACUGCACGGGAACCCCUGGAAAUGUGACUGCCACUUGUGGUAUCUGCAUGACUGGGUGCUGAAAAACAGCCAAGACGUCGAGAUGCUGGACAGGAUGCUCUGCGAGAGCCCAGGCUUUCUGAGGAAACGGACAGUCAUCUCCAUUGACAAGGACCAGCUGGUGUGUCAGGUGUCUAAAGAUGAGAUGUCUGAUCUCAGCAGCUGCAGCCUGCAAGUUUCCAGUGACACCAUGACCAUCAAGUGUAAAGUGGAUAAAUGUUCUCCACUGACUGUGAAAGUACAGUUUCAGGAGGAUGAUGGUAGUGUUGAGGAGCAUAUUUUGAAGAGUGAGUUGGCUGAACAUUUUCAAUGCAACAACGAGACAACGAUUGAGAGUCCCAUUGAGUAGAUUUCCACUUUUAUCCAAAUUUAUCAGAAUUUAUUCACGUGCAUUUAGUCUUUCCUCAUACUAAGAGUCGCAUUAUAUGUUCUGACUGUCAGAGUCAAUACUGUAAACAAACCUCUAACUCAGCAGCUGAUAACCAGUAAACAUGAAUGCUGCUGAAUGAUAACAGGGGUGAAUGAACCUUUUCUUGCAAGGUUCAAAGUUCAACUCACUACUUUUUAAGAUCCUGUCAGCGCUAAAAGGAACUGUGAGUAACAUGUUAAUCAUCUGCCAACAUAUGUUUAGACUGUAGUGUGUUUAAUGCCCAGAAGACACCUCUGGUUCUCCUCUUUAUGUACACAGUAGACUAGACUGUCCACAGCCUUCUUGAUAACAAGUAGGUCGCAGAGGACACUGAAGUAUCAUCAAGAC
Molecule: messenger RNA, 2046 nt
Organism: Thunnus maccoyii (southern bluefin tuna)
Lineage: Eukaryota; Metazoa; Chordata; Actinopteri; Scombriformes; Scombridae
Product: carboxypeptidase N subunit 2
Exons: 1
Coding region: 61-1638 (525 amino acids)
Cellular component (GO): plasma membrane
Molecular function (GO): protein binding
Source: RefSeq, a predicted model, not a curated record